This is a messenger RNA of Stegodyphus dumicola, 838 nucleotides long. RefSeq lists its product as uncharacterized. NCBI's taxonomy places the organism in Eukaryota, Metazoa, Arthropoda, Arachnida, Araneae, Eresidae. The record is from RefSeq and is a predicted model, not a curated record.
AUGAACAACCCUCACAACAUUUGGAUGUGCAUCCAGUCCUUCAAGGAACAGGACUUCGGAUUUUCCUUAAAGGACGUAACACUGCCACCUAUCCCAAGCAUUCAAUAUUACACUGAUGGAUCUAAAAUAGAUCAACAGACAGGCUGUGCCCUUGUAGCCUUUCAUAAUGGUCAGUCAAUUUAUCAGUGGCUGGGUCAUCUCCAUGGAAAUAAUAGUGUAUUUCAAGCGGAGGCCCUAGCCAUCCUCAAAGCAGUUCAACACUGUAAAACAAGUGGUGCUAUGGAGGCAAUAAUUAUCACUGAUAGUCUUUCGUCGCUUCAAGCGAUUCAAAACCCCAGACAUUCUUCUUCGCUUAUCUCGGACAUCCAAUGUGAACUUCGUAAUCAAGUGGGAAAUAACAUCACGCUAGCUUGGACUAAGGGCCAUGCUGGGGAUCACGGUAAUACUUUGGCAGAUAAGUUAGCCAAAUCAGCUGCCGAAAAUACCGAUGCCGAGGCUGAAGAAGUGAUUCUUAAGUGGCCAACAUCUCACUUAAAACGAGCUCUUCUUUUAAAAGUUAUAUCCCAAUGGCAACUAGAAUGGGAUACUGAUGAAACCGGUCGACGAACGUACAAUCAUAUUACGUAUGUGGAUCAAUGUCGUCAGAUAACAAAUCAUCAACUAGUAAGAUAUAUCUCGGGGCAUGGUCCAUUUCCAAGCUACUUUUACAAGCAUGGAAUUGCAAAUAGUGAAUAUUGUGUCUGCGGAACUCUAGGCAUACCUGAACAUUAUAUUACUACAUGCCCGUUAACGGAGGAAUUUCACAUUCCUUUCCCUGUGGAUAAUCAACUAGCAUUUA